UGGACAUUCACCUUUUCCUUGGAAAUCAUGCAAAACCAGAGUUUUGUAACUGAAUUUGUCUUCCUGGGACUUUCACAGAAUCCAAAUCUUCAACAACUAAUAUUCUUUAUAUGUCUAGUUGUCUACAUUGCGACUAUUGGGAGCAACAUGAUGAUUGUGGUAACUGUUGUCUGUAGCCCCGCACUGCUGGGUUCUCCCAUGUAUUUCUUCCUGGCUUUCUUGUCUUUACUGGAUGCAAGCUUCUCCUCUGCCAUGACACCCAAGAUGAUUGUAGACUCUCUCUACAAGAGGAAAACCAUCUCCUUUGAAGGAUGCAUGAUACAACUUUUUGUUGAACACUUCUUUGGUGGGGCUGAGAUGAUGCUUCUGACAGCCAUGGCCUAUGACCGCUACGUGGCCAUUUGUAAGCCCUUACAUUACUCUUCCAUCAUGACCAGGAAGCUCUGUGGCACUCUGGUGGGGGUGGCCUGGGCAGGAGGAUUGUUACAUUCUACUGUACAAAUUAUCUUCACUUUGCAGCUACCAUUUUGUGGACCCAAUGUUAUUAAUCACUUCAUGUGCGACUUAUUUCCAUUACUGGAGCUUGCCUGCACUGACACUCACAUCUUUGGCCUUUUCGUGGUUGCCAACAGUGGGUUGAUCUGUAUCAUAGUCUUUGUUUUGUUGCUUGUCUCCUAUGGUUUUAUCUUGCUGUCUUUGAGAUCCCAGAGUUCUGAAGGGCGGUGGAAGGCUCUGUCUACUUGUGGGUCUCAUAUUGCUGUUGUGGUCUUGUUCUUUGUCCCAUGUAUAUUUAUAUAUGCAAGGCCUCACAGUGCUUUCUCCUUUGACAAAAUGGUAGCAUUAUUUUAUACCAUGCUAUCCCCGUUGCUUAAUCCUAUCAUUUACACUUUUAGGAAUAAGGAUAUGAAAAAUGCCAUAAGGAAAUUGUGGAAGAAAUUGGUAAUGGUAUCAGAUGAAAGAUAA
This is a messenger RNA of Mastomys coucha (southern multimammate mouse), 963 nucleotides long. Its product is annotated as olfactory receptor 4C15-like. The transcript has a single exon. The record is from RefSeq and is a predicted model, not a curated record. NCBI's taxonomy places the organism in Eukaryota, Metazoa, Chordata, Mammalia, Rodentia, Muridae. Bases 28 to 963 code for a protein of 311 amino acids. Gene Ontology annotation, biological process: G protein-coupled receptor signaling pathway. Gene Ontology annotation, cellular component: membrane. Gene Ontology annotation, molecular function: olfactory receptor activity; G protein-coupled receptor activity.